Messenger RNA from Chionomys nivalis (European snow vole), 2566 nucleotides. It is a transcript of the gene Kcna7, whose product is annotated as potassium voltage-gated channel subfamily A member 7. Bases 82 to 1455 code for a protein of 457 amino acids. Gene Ontology annotation, molecular function: delayed rectifier potassium channel activity; protein binding. The record is from RefSeq and is a predicted model, not a curated record. The transcript has 2 exons. Lineage: Eukaryota; Metazoa; Chordata; Mammalia; Rodentia; Cricetidae. Gene Ontology annotation, cellular component: voltage-gated potassium channel complex; membrane. Gene Ontology annotation, biological process: potassium ion transmembrane transport; protein homooligomerization.
ACCCGGCUGGGGUGGCUGCGGCACCAGGGCCGGGCGUCGGGGCCACACGUCCGUCCGCCGGUCGUCCGGGCUGUGCGCGCCAUGGAGCCGCGGUGCCCGCCGCCCUGCGGCUGCUGCGAGCGGCUGGUACUCAAUGUGGCCGGGUUGCGCUUCGAGACCCGCGCGCGCACGCUCGGCCGCUUCCCGGACACGCUGCUGGGGGACCCGGUGCGCCGCAGCCGCUUCUACGACGGCGCGCGCCGCGAGUAUUUCUUCGACCGACACCGGCCCAGCUUCGACGCGGUGCUCUACUAUUACCAAUCGGGCGGGAGGCUGAGACGGCCGGCACACGUGCCGCUCGACGUCUUCCUGGAGGAGGUGUCCUUCUACGGGCUGGGCGCCGCGGCGCUGGCACGGCUGCGCGAGGACGAAGGCUGCGCGGUGCCCCCCGAGCGGCCGCUGCCACGCCACGCCUUUGCGCGCCAGCUCUGGCUGCUCUUUGAGUUCCCCGAGAGCUCGCAGGCUGCGCGAGUGCUCGCCGUGGUCUCCGUGCUCGUCAUCCUGGUCUCCAUCGUGGUCUUUUGCCUCGAGACGCUGCCAGACUUCCGCGACGACCGCGAUGACCCGGGACUCGCGCCUGUGGCGGCUGCCACUGGCCCGUUCCUCUCUCGGCUGAAUGGCUCCAGUCCCAUGCCAGGAGCUCCUUCCCGCCUGCCCUUCAGUGAUCCCUUCUUUGUGGUGGAGACCCUGUGUAUCUGCUGGUUCUCCUUUGAGCUGCUGGUGCGUCUGGUGGCCUGCCCAAGCAAAGCCAUAUUUUUCAAGAAUGUGAUGAACCUUAUUGACUUUGUGGCCAUCCUGCCUUACUUUGUGGCCCUGGGCACCGAGCUAGCCCGGCAGCGCGGUGUGGGUCAGCCGGCUAUGUCGCUGGCCAUCCUAAGGGUCAUCCGACUUGUGCGCGUUUUCCGUAUCUUCAAGCUAUCAAGGCAUUCGAAGGGCCUACAGAUCUUGGGUCAGACACUGCGGGCCUCUAUGCGUGAGCUAGGUCUCCUCAUCUUCUUCCUCUUCAUUGGUGUGGUCCUCUUUUCCAGUGCAGUCUACUUUGCGGAAGUGGACCGGGUGGACACCCAUUUUACCAGCAUCCCGGAGUCCUUCUGGUGGGCAGUGGUCACCAUGACCACAGUUGGCUAUGGAGACAUGGCACCUGUCACUGUGGGUGGCAAGAUCGUGGGCUCUCUGUGUGCCAUUGCGGGUGUGCUCACAAUCUCUCUGCCGGUGCCGGUCAUUGUCUCCAACUUCAGCUACUUUUACCACCGGGAGACAGAGGGUGAAGAGGCAGGACUGUACAGCCACGUGGACACACAGCCCUGUAUCACACUGGAGGGCAAGGCUAACGGGGGGCUGGUGGACACUGAGGUGCCUGAACUCCUACCACCGCUCUGGCCCCCCGUUGGGAAACACAUGGUGACAGAGGUGUGAGGGACAGCAGUGGGGUGGGAGGGAGGUGGGAAGGCAGGGCAGGUGCUGGGUUAAGGAACAGAGACCAGAUGUGAAGUUAUGUCACAUAGUAGUUCCUUAAGUAGAUGUGAAUGGCCAUAAUUUGGUUUGAGUCCAGGGGUUCCCCAUUGGCUGUGAAAAUCUCCAGGGGACCCUAUGGGUUGCACUGAAAGAGACUUGUCAUUAGUUGUGGGUUUCCUGGGUCUGUGUGGGGGUCUCAUUCGAGUGUAUGAUGAGCAGUUAUGUGGCUUUGAUUCUCUAGAACCGAGCUGGCACCACUGUUAAAGUGGUCACGUGACUGCCUAAUCAUGCACACAGAAGCUGUGUGGAGGCACAAAGGAGAUUGUAAGAGUAUAAGAGAUAGAAGGAGGCAGAAACCCAGAGAGGAAGGGACAGAGCCCCAAGCAAUGGUUCUCUGUGCUGUAUUACAUGUGUUACGUGGCCAAAACCUGUUUAGGGCCGUGCAAAGCUGAGACAUCUGGAGACAAGUCACACUGGGAGUCUCCUAAUAGACACACAGUUGAGUCUGACGACAUCUUUGUUCUCAGGGGCCCAUGCUGACUCAUGUCACUGCGAGUCCCGUGGGAGUGUAUGUGAGGGCCAUAGGACCAUGGGGACCCAAGGGUCACAGUGCAGAUGAAACUAAGUGUAAGGGAGCAAGCAUGGGCACAUGGGUGUAUGCGGCCCACUGAACCAGCUUGCUCAGGGAUAUGCCCUGUAGAACGGGUGUUUCGUCUCCCUGGUCCCCCCCCCCCCGGCGUCCCAUCCAUCUGGAGAGGCUCUGUGGGAAGUAGCAGUCAGUUUACCCUGCUCAUUUGGGAUCCAGGCCUAGGCUGCCCCAUGCUUUAGCACAGGGAUUCAAAGACUGGAGUCACAAGGGAAGAGAAACUCAGAGAAGAAAGAGUAGGUGCUUGGACCAGACAUGACGGGGGUGGGGGGCAGAGAUCUAGAGAGGAGAGAAAGGAAAGGGGAAAGAGUGAGAAAGGGGAAGAGGAGAGGGGGAGAUGCCCAGAGAGAGGAAACCAAGAAUGAAGGAUGGGCACAACGUGGUGGAUGUCCGACAUGCAGAAAGAAGGAGAGAGAGAGAGAGAGA